UCCGGCUCUGCCCGACUGCCUAGCCAAUUGGGUUAAGGAUGGCGCCCGGCAAUAGCUGUAUGGUCCAUGUGGAGGAGGAGAGGUUGCUGGCAAAAGAGAAGAACAAGCUGAGAAAGCCAGUUGUGGAGAAGAUGCGCCGCGACCGGAUUAACAGCAGCAUCGAACAGCUGAAGGUCUUGCUGGAGAAGGAGUUCCAGAGACACCAACCCAACUCCAAGCUGGAGAAAGCCGACAUCUUGGAAGUGGCCGUCAGUUACUUGAAACAGCAACAGCAAACCCAGGGCCAAGCCUUCGGCCAGAAGAAUCCAGAACUCGACUUCAACACCGGGUACCUGCGUUGCUUGAGGGAAACGUUCAAUUUCCUCUCCUAUUGCGAACCCAAGAGGGAAACGCAGACCCGACUGAUUAAGCAUUUCUGCAAAGUCCAUGUGAUCGCAGACCACCCGUGCCCACCCGCUUUGGCCACGUGCUGCCUGCCCGCGCCCCCGCGCCCUCUCCCCAAGAAACACGCGGCCUGCAAGAACCCACCGGCCGCAGUCACCAUCUGGAGACCGUGCCAAACUGUCGCUUGUGCGCCUGGCGAUAGCAGCAUGGCACCCACCGCCCACCCUCUCUUGCUGAACAUCCUGGCCUCCAAAGAGAAAAACAGACUACGGAAGCCCAUGGUGGAGAAACUGCGCCGGGACCGCAUCAACAGCAGCAUCGAGCAACUGAAACAUCUGUUGGAGAAGGAGUUCCAGAAACAUCAGCCCAACUCCAAGUUUGAGAAGGCAGAUGUUCUGGAGAUGACCGUCAGCUACCUGAAAUAUAGCCAAACAAUGGCAAUCUCAUCUGAAAACAUAACCCAGGAUUACGGCAAAGGUUAUUCCUCCUGCUUGAAGGAAACACUGCAGUUUCUGGCUGUUCAUUCAGCAAACACUGAAACCCAGCUAAAACUCUUAAACCACUUCCAGAAGCCCUGGGCAGCAGUUGCCAAGAAGGAGCCCUCUCCUUCGACCCCUUCUCCGGCCCAGCAGCUGACCCCCAAAAAGGCCGUGCCGAAGCCCUCCUGCAAACUGUGGAGGCCUUGGUAG
Euleptes europaea (tarantolino) is the source of this 1073-nucleotide messenger RNA. Its product is annotated as transcription factor HES-1-like. The record is from RefSeq and is a predicted model, not a curated record. Gene Ontology annotation, biological process: regulation of neurogenesis; regulation of transcription by RNA polymerase II; anterior/posterior pattern specification. Lineage: Eukaryota; Metazoa; Chordata; Lepidosauria; Squamata; Sphaerodactylidae. The coding region runs from base 39 to 1073 and encodes 344 amino acids. Gene Ontology annotation, molecular function: DNA-binding transcription factor activity, RNA polymerase II-specific; RNA polymerase II cis-regulatory region sequence-specific DNA binding; protein dimerization activity. Gene Ontology annotation, cellular component: nucleus. The transcript is spliced from 6 exons.